UAACAAUGAACAUUUCCUUUCUGGUUCUUUAUAGCCUACUUGGCCCAUACUCUUCGGGGGCUAACGCCAGAAUUACUGCCAUUGAUUUCGGAGAAGAUAUUUAUCAUGGCGAGGAUCUUGAUAGACCAUUAUACUCCGAUUUGGUAUCGCAAUACUUCUUUGAUCAUAGUUAUCAGGAGAUCCUUCGACCAUCCCGUGAGGAUUUCCAUCAGCCAAAGUCAUCAUCUGUUGAUAUAAAAGAAGUGGACAGUUGUCUGUCUCCAUGGGCUGAAUGGGGCAAAGGGCCAACACCUAAUGGUGUGCCAUCGAUAGUACCCAAUCUAUACAAAUACUUCCAGAGCAUCAUUAUCGAAAAUCCUACUCCAAAAACCGAAGUAUUUGGAUACAUCCCCCAGGAAAAUUUGUCCAAGGCGAAUGUAGAUCUGCCUAGCAACACCAUCUCACUGAAGCGAGCAAAACGCUUGGAUCUGAUUCCUUCUGUCCCAGAAGUCGGCCAGCCAGAUGGAUGUCAACUCGGUGCUGCUUCCAACAUGGCUUCUCAAGAUAAAUUGUCUUCCCAACCGCCGCUUCCAAAACACCUCCAAUUACGCACUGUGGAUCCGGCGCACAGUUCAUGCAGCAUCUGUCUUGACGACUAUGUCCCGCCAACCAUUGAUACCAACAAUCAGCUAAAAGUCGAACUUGUCAGUCAUAUGAAAAAGUGUGGACACCACUUCCACAUCGCCUGUAUUGACUCCUGGAUAAGCAGAUUCAAUCCUUGGGAAGUAGCCACUUGUCCGCUAUGCCGAGUUCACUAA
Puccinia graminis f. sp. tritici CRL 75-36-700-3 is the source of this 797-nucleotide messenger RNA. RefSeq lists its product as uncharacterized. Lineage: Eukaryota; Fungi; Basidiomycota; Pucciniomycetes; Pucciniales; Pucciniaceae. The coding region runs from base 6 to 797 and encodes 263 amino acids. Gene Ontology annotation, biological process: ubiquitin-dependent protein catabolic process. The record is from RefSeq and is a predicted model, not a curated record. The transcript has 2 exons. Gene Ontology annotation, molecular function: ubiquitin protein ligase activity; zinc ion binding.